AUGGGUUUUGUUUACGGGGAGAUUAAAGUUGCUAAAGAAGAAAUUAUCACAUCAUUGGGCGGUAACGAGAAAGCUUACAAGCAUAUUAUAGAUAUCAUAAACAAAAAGAUGAAAGGUCGUCUAGAUUCAAGUUUACAUUUAACGUCUUAUCUUUUGAAUCCAUAUUAUCAUUAUAAGGAUCCACAACUCCAAUAUGAUCCUGAUAUAAUGAAUUCGGUUCUUGAUUUUUUUGAUACAUUACUUUGUGACAAUUUUGAGAUGCAAAGAUUUGGUUGUGAUCUUGCAAUUAAAAAUUGUAAGGUGAAUGAUGUCGAGUUUGAUCCGGCUAGUUGGUGGGGACUAUUUGGUGGCACAACUCCUCAUUUGACAAAGAUUGCAAUGAUAAUUCUUUCUUUGACUAGUAGUUCAUCGGGUUGUGAAAGGAAUUGGAGCACGUUUGAAGGGGUACAUACAAAAAAACGAAAUAGAUUGGAGGCAAACAAAUUGAACAAUCUUGUCUAUGUUCAAUUCAAUGCUAGUUUAAUGGAAAAAAACCAAAAGCGAAAAGAUAGAAAUAUGGAGGUGUUGUUAGCAAAUGAUUCAAUCUCGGCUCAAGAAUGGAUUGUUGAUGUAGAUGAAGUAGACCCCAAAAUGGUUAAUGAAGAUCUAGGAACCGAUGAUAAUCAAGCACCCCGAGAAAGUCCAAGAACGAGGGAACUUUCCGAUGAAGAUUUUGAGUCCGAGUGUGAGGAGCAAGUGUUAGAAGAAGACGAAUAUGAGUCGGAUGGGGUUCAAAUAAUGGAAGUGUGUGGAGAGGAUUAA
Lactuca sativa (garden lettuce) is the source of this 801-nucleotide messenger RNA. NCBI's taxonomy places the organism in Eukaryota, Viridiplantae, Streptophyta, Magnoliopsida, Asterales, Asteraceae. The record is from RefSeq and is a predicted model, not a curated record.